This is a messenger RNA of Drosophila teissieri, 1427 nucleotides long. RefSeq names its product SREBP regulating gene protein. The transcript has 2 exons. Gene Ontology annotation, biological process: positive regulation of SREBP signaling pathway. The record is from RefSeq and is a predicted model, not a curated record. Bases 384 to 1037 code for a protein of 217 amino acids. Lineage: Eukaryota; Metazoa; Arthropoda; Insecta; Diptera; Drosophilidae.
CUGAAAUAUAUAAAUAUUUAGCAACUUGUUUUUGUGCCUGCUAGGAAAUUGUGCUUCCAUUUAUUGAAAAAAAUAAGUUAACCACUAAGGCACAUACAUAGCGAACUAUAGUGCGUCAGUAAUGGAUUACACAUCAUGUUGCAACGCAAAGAAAAGAUAGCUCCUCUGGCCAAUUGGAAGACAGCUGUUGCGAACAGGCCAUUCGCCUAGAAAAGUUCAUCAACAAUCCAAGAAGUAGCUGAAGGCAUCCCAGUAGUAACUGAAUCCAAUGCGCCAGUAGCAUUUGACCCGAAGAAUCCCCUGAUUGUGGCCAUUGCCAUGUCCGUGUCCCUGGAGACUUACACCCGGCGGGUGCUGUGAUGGAGCGCUAGGUUCUGGCCAGGAUGUGGCCAGCCGCCCUGACACGCCUGCUGCGACGCCGGAUUGUGUACAUAGUGCUGGUGGUACUGCUGCUCAUCUACGGAUUCGGACACCUUUUCGAUCGGGACUCGUUUUCGGGCCUGCACUAUGACGAGUACAUGGUGCAGCGCACCCGUCCGCUCUUGUGGACGCAGCAGCUCCUGGCGCCGGAGGAGCAGCUCAAUCGCACGCGCGGCGAUCCGGAAGCACGCUGCCGCAACUCUGUCCAGGGCCGCCAAUGGCUGGCCGACGAACGAGGAUUCGUGUGCCGACGCGAGGAGGUGCUAACCAACGGCUGCUGCAAUCUGGAGCUGCCCGGCAUUGGAUACUACAGCUGCCGCACGUGCAACACCAGCACCCACUGUUGUGGUGUGUACGAGUAUUGCGUCUCCUGCUGCCUGCACCCCGGACAACAGCCGCUGCUGGAGCGCGUCCUGCUGGCGCCCAACACGCCCAAGUACAUAUUCGCCAGCGUGACGGACCACUUCGAGCUUUGCCUGGUCAAAUGUCGUACAAACUCACACUCCGUGGAGCACGAGAACAAGUACCGCGAUCCGGCAGCCAAACAUUGUUAUGGUCUAACCGAGGCGCACGAAUCCCAGCGGGAUGUGGCGCCCCAGGGAGCCAGUCGCAGCUGACCACCGCAUCCCGUCCACCGUCCAAUGCGAUGACUCUGCCUUCUGUACAAAGCUUUCGGCCGGAGCAAAUAUAGACGUUCAACUGAUGAGCUUUACCUCGAACUAGAAAUGAGAAAGUUUUUAGUCAUCAGCUGGUUCGUUGGCAAUAUUUUACUAAGUCAGGGAUCGCUUUAGGUUAGAAAUAAUACGUUUUUUCUCUUAUUUGCUGCAUAUUUAUAGUAAACUGUUCAUGAAUAAUAAUUGUAAAACAUAAUCGAACAUACGUAUGCUAAAUUGAAUUCAGUUUGUAUAUUUAGCUUACUUAGACAUUGUAAAUAACGAGUAGCUCUCUAUUAUGUUUUUUCCAUUUCAUUCAUUUCAUUUUAUAACGUACUAUUGUAAAUAAUUUAU